AUGGAAAUGGAUCGUCCCAGAAUAAAUGGGUCGGGUUCUCAAAGGAAGUAUGCAACAGAUUUAUUGAAAAGGUUCCAUAUGAUGGGGUGCAAAACAACUGCUACACCAAAGAAUACAAAUGAGAAAUUGUUGCUGAAUGAUGGUACUGAAGAAGCUAAUGUACAACAAUACAGAAGCUUGGUAGGUGGUCUUAUUUAUUUAACUCACACUAGACCUGACAUCUCUUACUCUGUUGGAGUAAUAUCUAGGUUUAUGCAUACUCCUACAAAGCAUCAUUAUGGAGCAGCAAAAAGAAUUCUGAGAUAUGUAGCAGGAACUCGAGAUUUUGGAAUAUGGUAUAAGCAGGUGAAACAAUGCAAUCUGGUUGGAUAUACGGACAGUGACUGGGAAGGAUGUAUGGAAGAUCGUAGAAGCACUGCUGGGUAUGCAUUCUAUUUUGGAUCUGGUGUCAUUUCAUGGAGUUCAAAACAACAAGCCACUGUCGCAUUAUCCUCUUCAGAAGCUGAGUUUAUUGCAGCAACUGCAACACCAUGUCAAGGAAUUUGUCUAACCAGAAUACUAGAAGAUCUUGGACAGAAGCAAAGAGAAGAAACUCAAAUUUUUUGUGAUAAUAAAGCAACAAUAGCUAUGACCAAGAAUCCUGUGUUUCAUGGCAGGACCAUAUUGAUAUAA
Molecule: messenger RNA, 672 nt
Organism: Gastrolobium bilobum
Lineage: Eukaryota; Viridiplantae; Streptophyta; Magnoliopsida; Fabales; Fabaceae
Product: secreted RxLR effector protein 161-like
Exons: 1
Coding region: 1-672 (223 amino acids)
Source: RefSeq, a predicted model, not a curated record